CAGGCUGCGUUUCCCCAAUGCCUCCAGUCCAUGUUCACACUGCAUGAUCCAGUAUCAAACAAAAUAUAUAUCGUCUCGCGCUCGUCACUUAAUUAACAUGUCCGCAUGAUGGCAACUCUUCCCUCGCCCGUACAUCUACUCAGGACUCGGGAUCUCAGACCGCAAGAUGCUCGUCAAAUACUACCUCGCGGUCAUUGUCCUGACCGUUUCGGGAGCAAAGGCAAAAGGCAAAUGCUCAGUACCUGAAACGGAUGACCCGAGUUACUCGUCAUUCGAGCAGCUCGUUAUGGUUGAGCGUUGCGGGUCCAUGUGUUGAAGCCGUGAGCACACGUUUCGCCGGUUGCCUCGAUACGGCGCAUCUCGGUCUCAACUGCGCGUAUCAAAGCUCAGAGCAAGCCUGCUAUGACAUUCUGUGCCCGACGGGACACUGGAUCGACACGCUUCCCGAAACUAGAAGCGCAGAAAUUGAAUCCUUCCUCAAUACCCAAUGUCCCUCAACCUCGGUUAACGGUCAGCCGCCAUGGACCAGUUACUGUCCCGAGGGGGUUCGGACCUAUCCGGGAGCGGUCUACCACACGGCCACGGUUACCGCCGGCGGAUACGCGGUAACUGCUGAGCCGACACGUAUAGAGUCGAAUCGUGAACCGAAUCAGAGACCUAACCCGAACGGUGCCUCGAGGAAAGACGGACUUCAAGUUGGAUUGGCUGCCGCCAUUGCUGUGGUGCUUCUGGGAAUGGCUAUGUGAGAGUAUACCUAUGGGCAGCUAAGGGAAUCAUGCAUGAGUCCGACUGAACUUGGAACCACCGGGAUAGGGAGAAUGGUUAUAAUGACUGAAGUGGUGCAUGUGUCAGUGUCACUGGUAACCGAUGCCCUUGGACAUUGUCGGAUUCUAUGAGGUUGUCAGAACAUGUCAACUAGUGCAUGCAUUUGGAGUUGUGUGAUAAUUGAG
This is a messenger RNA of Canariomyces notabilis, 950 nucleotides long. RefSeq lists its product as uncharacterized. The coding region runs from base 252 to 746 and encodes 164 amino acids. The transcript is spliced from 3 exons. Lineage: Eukaryota; Fungi; Ascomycota; Sordariomycetes; Sordariales; Chaetomiaceae. The record is from RefSeq and is a predicted model, not a curated record.